Bombina bombina (fire-bellied toad) is the source of this 1858-nucleotide messenger RNA. It is a transcript of the gene MARCHF2, whose product is annotated as membrane associated ring-CH-type finger 2. Bases 519 to 1259 code for a protein of 246 amino acids. Lineage: Eukaryota; Metazoa; Chordata; Amphibia; Anura; Bombinatoridae. The transcript has 5 exons. Gene Ontology annotation, molecular function: ubiquitin-protein transferase activity; zinc ion binding. Gene Ontology annotation, biological process: protein ubiquitination. The record is from RefSeq and is a predicted model, not a curated record.
UUUCAUAUACGCUACUUGCGUAACAUCUGUGUCGGUCGCUUUGCUGCUUGUUUCUUCAGUCGGCGGUAUAUAGCGGAGGUUACACACAGCUGUCUGGGGCAAUUGCUUAUGCUGGUCUCUGCACAAACAGCGUAAGGUUACGUUGUCGCAUAGAUACGCUUGUGGCGCAGCUGACAGGAGGAGCUGGACAUGGCAGCUCCAGUGUGAAGCGGAUGGGCCAGAACGGAGGCUGUUGGUGGGGAGGAAGGUAACGGGAGAGAUACAUGGCAGGGAGAGAAGAUUAUUAUAGUAAUUAUACGUAACGGUUUGCUGGCAUUAUUGUGCAGCAUUAACAGGCCGAGCCAAUGAGCUUAGUGCUUUUCUGCACAAGGCCCGAUAGGUGUAUCGUCUGCUAAACUCAAAGCCCAAUGAUCCCUUCAUGUCUAUUGUAUAGAGGCGACAAUGAUCCACGGUAGCUAAUAGAGACUGACCAUGAGUGUCGCACUCGGGCCUUAAAAUAGAAGGCUGUGUGUUUUGCCAUGACGACUGGCGACUGUUGUCACCUUCCAGGUUCCCUAUGUGACUGUACAGGGAGUUCAACCUUCCUGAAGUCCGUAGAGGACUCUGACCUUGGCAGGCCACAAUAUGUCACUCAAGUGACUGCAAAGGAUGGCCAGCUGCUUUCUACGGUUAUCAAGGCACUGGGCACACAGAGUGAUGGUCCAAUCUGUCGAAUAUGCCAUGAGGGCGGCAAUGGGGAGAGAUUAUUGUCUCCUUGCGACUGUACAGGCACCCUGGGAACUGUGCAUAAGAGUUGUCUGGAAAAAUGGCUUUCCUCUUCGAACACAAAUUACUGUGAAUUGUGUCACACAGAGUUUGCAGUUGAAAGACGACCACGGCCUGUCACAGAGUGGCUGAAGGACCCCGGUCCACGGAAUGAAAAGAGGACACUAUUCUGUGACAUGUUGUGUUUCCUAUUCAUUACUCCUCUGGCAGCAAUCUCUGGCUGGUUGUGUCUACGUGGAGCACAAGAUCACUUGCAGUUUAACAGCCGACUAGAGGCUGUGGGGCUUAUUGCUCUAACCAUUGCACUUUUUACAAUCUACGUCCUUUGGACAUUGGUGUCAUUCCGCUACCACUGCCAGCUGUACUCAGAGUGGAGAAGGACCAACCAGAAAGUCCUGCUGCUCUCUGCGGAUUCCAAAAUGGGUUCUGCUACCCAGCAUUCCCUGCUUUCCUCCAAACUUUUGAAGAAGGCUGCAGAUGAGACCACUGUAUGAUACCCACAUUCAGAAAUACUUGAAAAUUGUUUGGUAGGAACAGAAGAACUUUUUACAGACUCCAAGGAAACUAUUUAUUAACUAUUUACUUACUGUGUUUUUAAUAUUAUUUAAUAUUAAAAACACAGUAAGUCACAAAGAUGAACUUUGCUGCUGCCACAAUACAUGUAUUAUUAAGUAGUCAUGGAUUUGAAAAACAAGUUUGCAAUCCAACAAGAUUUUUUUUAUUUUUUUUUUCACCAGGAAUAUGUCUGACAUUUUCUUCUGAUGCACAUUGACAGAUUAUAAGGAUCUGAAUUUUGUAUAUGGUUGAUUUAUAUUUAGUUAUUUGUGUCAAUAUUCAGUAGAGGCUUUCAUCCAGCAGCUUAACCAGUUCACUGCAGGAGACCCUUCUGGCAAAAAAGAAUAUUAACACAGAGCUACCAUCAGAGAAAUGCAAUACGACUUGUCUACACCCCUACAAAACAUUGAAUGCAUCUUAAUAGCAUCAGGACAAGAUUUAUCCUGCAUAAAUAAUAUAAAUAUAUAUAUAUAUAUAUAUAUAUAUAUAUAUAUAUAUAUAAUGUUAUGUUAAAAUGUUAAUAAAGUGUUAAACUUUU